CUGACAUUUUUGUAUAUAAGCAGCAGCUGUCUUAUUAAGUAAUGAGUGUUCAGUUCAUUCAAAAUCGAAAACAAUGAAGACUUCAAUCGUUAUACUUUUCCUCCUCGUCGCCUGCUGCACUUUGGGGGCUGAAAGUACCUGUGUUUGCACCACCGAAUAUAAGCCUGUUUGUGGUACUAACGGUGUUACUUACGGCAACAGGUGCCAACUGAGAUGUGCGAAAGCCAUAUUUGCCUACGACGGGCCGUGCUGCGGUGACAGGUGAAUUUAGGGUUGCCAGACGUCCCGUAUUUUCCGGGACGUCCCGUAUUUUAGGCUUAGUUUAAAAUGUCUCGGCGGGACUGACUCUGUUCCGUAUUCGAACUGUUCGAUUACAAU
This is a messenger RNA of Bombyx mandarina (wild silkworm), 378 nucleotides long. Its product is annotated as bdellin B-3-like. NCBI's taxonomy places the organism in Eukaryota, Metazoa, Arthropoda, Insecta, Lepidoptera, Bombycidae. The record is from RefSeq and is a predicted model, not a curated record.